Messenger RNA from Erinaceus europaeus (western European hedgehog), 789 nucleotides. RefSeq lists its product as uncharacterized. The transcript has 4 exons. The coding region runs from base 1 to 789 and encodes 262 amino acids. The record is from RefSeq and is a predicted model, not a curated record. NCBI's taxonomy places the organism in Eukaryota, Metazoa, Chordata, Mammalia, Eulipotyphla, Erinaceidae.
AUGACCACCACCACCAUCAUCGCCUUCAUCAUCAUCACCAUCACCUUUAUCAACAUCACCAUCAACAUCACCAUCAUCAAUAUCACCACCAUCACCAUCUUCAUCACCACCACCAUCUUCAUCAUCACUAUCACCAUCAUCAACAUCACCACCAUCUUCAUCACCAUCAACAUCAUCAUCGCCACCACCACCAUCUUCACCAUCACUAUCACCAUCAUCACAUCACCACCAUCACCAUCUUCACCACCAUUUUCAUCACCACCAUCUUCAUCAUCACUAUCACCAUCAUCAGCAUCACCACCAUCACCAUCUUCACCACCAUCUUCAUCACCACCAUCUUCAUCAUCACUAUCACCAUCAUCAGCAUCAUCACCAUCUUCACCACCAUCUUCACCAUCACUAUCACCAUCAUCAGCAUCACCACCAUCACCAUCUUCACCACCAUCUUCAUCACCACCAUCUUCAUCAUCACUAUCAACAUCAUCAGCAUCACCACCAUCACCAUCUUCAUCACCAUCUUCAUCAUCACUAUCACCAUCACCAUCUUCAACACCAUCUUCAUCACCACCAUCCAUCACCAUCACCAUCUUCAUCACCAUCUUCAUCACCACCAUCUUCAUCAUCACUAUCACCAUUAUCAGCAUCAUCACCAUCUUCACCACCAUCUUCCCAUCACUAUCACCAUCAUCAUCUUCAUCAUCACUAUCACCAUCAUCAGCAUCACCACCAUCACCAUCUUCAACACCAUCUUCAUCACCACCAUCGCCAUCACUACCACAACCAUCAUGA